Molecule: messenger RNA, 1058 nt
Organism: Eutrema salsugineum
Lineage: Eukaryota; Viridiplantae; Streptophyta; Magnoliopsida; Brassicales; Brassicaceae
Exons: 5
Coding region: 1-888 (295 amino acids)
Source: RefSeq, a predicted model, not a curated record
AUGGCGUCGUCACCGUCACGAUCGCUGGUUUCUUCCUAUACCUUUGAUGAUAAAGAUCUAGACGACGCUGAUUUAUGGGCGAUUUUAGAUUCCGCCGCCGCUGCAGUUUCCCGGACUACUACCUCCUCCGCCGUCGGGAAACCCCUCGCUGUUAAGUUUCCAAACUACAAUUCUCCUGCGACACCUGUUUCUUUUCCUCCUCCACAAUCGAAGCGUCUUCAGAUCCCGAAUCAAUCUAGCUUUAACCGGCGGUCACACGAGGAGUCACCGCGCCCGAACAAGAUGGCCAGAUCCCCCGUCUUGUCUGAGGUAAACAGUGAGAGUCCUUUGGCUCUUGUUACGACGGCGAACAGGAAUUCGACUCCGAUUAUUCAUUCGACGAAGUUUUCUUCUCCGGAGAGUUACUUGUCGCCUGGGAUCAGGCACUCUACGCCCUUCUCGGAGGUUAAGAACGAUCCGGUUAAUGAGAUGCGGCAUAGUUUGUCUGGGAGCUUUCCUUCGGCUACUCUGUUCAAGGAAUUCCAGAAUACAGCCAUGGCGAUUCUAGAGAAAUCUGAUUACACGAUGAUAUCAGGGAAAGCAUACAUCAAAAAAUCAGGUUGGAGGAAAAUAUCGUUUUACUUCAACGUGUCUUAUGAAAUAAGAGACAAGACUAUUGAGUUUGACGAAAACAGAAAUGUCCAGCGUGCUGAGUUCAUCGUCCGAGCUAUCAUGCAUGGAGGAAGAUUUGCUGACGGAUGGGGCUCCUGUGAGCGACGUGAGAAGAAAUUUCUCAAACCAAAUCACGAUAUCCCCAGCACCGCAGAGACCAGAGCCAAAAACAGGGCUUGCCAGGAUCUUCUGGGAAUAGGUGAAUAUCGACAAAGCCCAACUGAGUUUCCACGAUGAUCAGACAACAUCAAAUGUGUUUCCCGACUUUGCCAAUACCAAGCUAAACAAUCUAUAUAACAAGAUCAAGAUCGACAAGAGUAUGUAUAUGUGCCUCUUCAUGAGGAAGAAAACGAAUGAAACUUGGUUGUAGUGUAAUGGAUUUUGAAUUGUGUCAAGUACUUUACUAA